GUUGCUUGCUCCUCUGCGUCGGGCUCAGCUUGUCUUUCCAUGCAGAAGCUCUCGUGCCGGCGGAGAUAUUCCUCGUGAGCCAGUCCUUAUCACCUUUCUAACCGCAGGCUUGUCUACUGUCUCCUGAAGCUGGUCUCACUCCUCUCCGACCCCCCCUCCGCAAUCAUGACUGCGGGACUCAAGACUAUCAUCGCUCUUUCAUUCGUUCUGGCCAUUGGCUUUCUCCUCGUCAUCCUUUCUUCUGCGCUAUGGCACAACUACCUGCCUUUGGUCGUCGUAGCAACAUACGUUGUCGCUCCAUUGCCUAACUGGAUCUGCUCUCGAUGCUCCAAUCCAGAUGAUUUCAUGGAAACUGCAGGAAAUGCGAUUGUCGACUUUGGGCGCUUCUUUACGGGAUUCCUAGUCCUAAUGGGCAUCGCUCUUCCGGCUGUGCUUGCACAUAGUGGUGCUAUCAGCAUCCCUGCGAUGGCCAUGUCAAUUAUCGGAGGUCUUCUUAUCUACGGAACGAUUGUUAGUUUCUCUAUGUUCUUCAGGGAGCAGGAAGAGUUUUGAAUGCAAUAAUGAGCAUCAGUCGCGGUUUGGUCGAUUUCACCAUUGACUCCUCUGCUAUGUGAAAUUGCUUGACGGGCAUUUCUCUUUCCUUUCUAUAUACUGAGAGAUUUUUAAUUAUCUGAGUUAAACUAGCUCUUUUGAUACAUGGUGUGCUUGCUUUCGCUACCCAAUCUCUACGGGAAUCCGGAAUAUGUUAGCACAGCCGCAUAUCUUGACAAUGAUGAACUCGAAUGUAUUAUAUACGCAGUGAUAUCACUAUGUA
Messenger RNA from Monascus purpureus, 814 nucleotides. The record is from the annotation of a GenBank genome assembly. NCBI's taxonomy places the organism in Eukaryota, Fungi, Ascomycota, Eurotiomycetes, Eurotiales, Aspergillaceae.